CCAAGCGAUCGAAAAUCAAAAUCGUGCAUCUGUGAAUCGAAGCUCUCUUGUUCAUGUGUUUUCUUUGCUCUUUUGCAUACUCUUACGAAAUAACAUCUAGGAAAUUUCUAAACUUCUUUGAUUCUGAACACUAGUUAUAGUUGCUGUAUGUCUACUCAAAUUUUCAAAUUAUUUCAGUAGCGGCAUAUACAAGUGAAUAACGCGUUUAGCUAUCAGCAAGUCAUUUCGUGAAAGACGAAGAAAAUAUGGACGACAUCGAUGAUUUUUUCGACUUCAGCAAGCCUUUCAACCGGGUAGUUAUUUCCGGUGGAUAUUGCAAUGCUACGGUGGUUGAAGAUAAGUCUCUUUUUUCGAAAAUGCCCGAAAGAGAAAAACUUGGAAAAGAGUAUGUCGGGAAAUUUGUGAAAGAAGAGGAAUCACAACUAAUUAAUGCUUUUCUCGAUGAAGCUGCUGGUCCAUCUACGUCCCGUACCUCAAAUUUAGAAGAUGUGGACGACGACACAUCAAUGGCUGAUGAAGAUGAAGAGCAUACAAAAACUCUCAAGGCCAAAGAAAUGAUGUUCCCAUUGUUUCAACGAUACAAUUUUACUUUGAAACCAAACAAACUUCCAAUCAAUUACAAUAAAGCUGAAAUUUUGGAUAAGAUUCGCAACAACGCGGUCACUAUCUUGCAAGGACAGACGGGUUGUGGAAAGACAACUCAGGUUCCGCAGUUUUUGCUCGAAGAAGCUUAUCACCGAAAAGAGUAUUGUAACAUUAUUGUAACCCAGCCUCGUAAGAUUGCCGCUAUGUCGAUCGCAAAUCGUGUUGCUGAUGAACGUAAAUGUAAAACGGGUACACUUGUCGGGUACAAAGUAGGUUUAAAGGAAUGCGUCGGCCCAGACACUAGAUUGUUGUAUUGUACUACAGGAGUGCUGUUACAGUCACUAAUCACGGCCAAAACCAUGGCAAAUUACACUCACGUAAUUUUGGAUGAAGUACACGAACGGGAAGUUGAUAUGGAUUUUUUGUUAAUAAUUGUUCGUAGAUUUUUGGCUACCAACUCCUCCAAAACUAAAGUCAUUCUAAUGUCUGCCACGAUUGACGCGAAAAUGUUUUCUGAAUACUUUAAAAUCCCAAAGAAAAGCGGUUACCUUUCGGCUCCUAUAUUGUCAAUUGACCGCGAGAGUCCAUUUGAGGUUUCAAAGUUUUACAAUGACGAUUUAGAUAAACUCAAAAUCGAUUUGAAUAUCGACUAUGAAAAUCCAGGUAUUUCAGCGGAAAUGUACAAGGUGGCUGCUAAGCUGGUCUUUAUAUGCGAUCGUUUACUUGAAAGUGACGAUGAUGAAGAGAAAGUGUUUACAGGAAAGCCAUCUAUUAUUAUAUUUCUUCCUGGUAUUAACGAAAUUGACCACAUGUACACGAACCUGAUUGAAAUGGCUGAACAAAGUCGUAAUUCCGAGACGAACUUGAAGCUUAUCAAAUUGCACUCGACGAUGCCGACUGAAGAACAGGCCGAAGUAUUCCGUCGUCCUGCUCCAGGUCAACGAAAAGUGAUUUUAUCGACUAACAUUGCAGAGAGUUCCGUUACCAUUCCCGACGUCAAGUUCGUGAUUGAUUUCUGUUUGCAACGUAAUCUGUUCACAGACAGCAGAACGAAUUUUGCUACAUUACGUACAGAGUGGGCCUCUCAAAGUAAUUGCAUUCAGCGAGCGGGUAGAACAGGUCGAGUAAUGAACGGUCGUGUCUAUCGGUUAGUAAAUAGACGGUUUUUCGAACAUCAAAUGAACCUCUCUUCUCCUCCGGAGAUACUGCGUUGUCCGUUGGAGAACGUGGUGCUGAAAGCUAAACUUCUUGAGAUGGGUCCGCCUCAUUCUAUACUAGCGCUUGCUUUGAACCCACCGGAUCUGAGUGACAUUCGUAAUACUGUGCUUCAACUGAAAGAACUGGGAGCACUAUUGCGUACAGUCAAUGGUAACAUGGAACAGCUUGACGGCGAUAUGACUUAUAUGGGACGUAUAAUGGCUAAACUUCCGCUUGACAUACGCAUCUCCAAGCUAAUAAUUCUAGGAUAUGUUUUUAGCGUGUUGGAAGACACUAUCAUAAUUGGUGCGGGAAUGAAUGUUAAAAAUAUCUUCCUUAGUCAAAACAGCGUUAAAAGCUAUUCGCAAAAAAUGUACUGGGCUGAUGGAUCUGGAAGUGAUGGAAUCGCUAUUCUGAAUGCUUACAUCGCUUGGAGAAGUCGCAAAGAACAAGCUGGUGACGGUGGUGAUAUGGCUAACUGGACGCGUCGCAUGUCGUUGGAUCUCAAGUGUCUAGUGGAUAUGGCAGAAUUGAUUCGGGAAAUCAAGGAUCGUUUGCAAAAGGCGGGAUUGAAAGAAACAUCCGGACCCAACCGAGUCGUUUGGUCGUCUCGAGAGAAGACAGUCAUUUUGAAAGUAAUCAUGGCCGGUGCGUUUUAUCCACAUUACUACGUUCCCAUAUCAGCGGGAGGAAAGGAAGUUAUGGAGCGGCAAUCAUUCACUGAGCUGGGUGGCCGUGAUCCUUGUAAUACCGUCUUUUUCACCGGUUUCGACCACGAAAGAUAUAUCGGUCCGCUAUACACGGUUCAGAUAAAGAAAAUCCUUAGCGAAGGUGAUAUAUCCCUUCAUUCGAACAUUAAGGUUAUGUAUGAUCGAACUACUAAUCGAAUAUUUGUCACCUUCCUCGGAGGCAAUGACGAUCGAAACCAGCGUGCCUCGUUUAUGCCCGGUAAAGUCCACUCCGAUGUGUAUCGUGCCAUAAAACUGCGCAAACUAGGCAACCGCUAUCGACCAACCGAAAUACGCACUAUGCGACAGAAAGACGCAAUCGAAUAUGCAACAAAAAUUGGCCUCGGAAGAUGGGAAGAGGCCAAUGGAUGGGUGCCUAAACGAAAAAUUAUUCGCAACGCUCAUCUAUCGGUCAUACCACCGCUUCACCGCAGUAGUAUGGUUUGUCAAGUAACACAUGUUGUUCACUGUAACAAGUUUCAUCUUCGUCCCGAAGACAGCAGAAAUAAAGAUAUUUUUGCUGACAUACAUUCCAAUCUUAACGCCAAUCCGCAUCGUUUACGACGUUUUGAUCCUGACUGGCACUUUUCGGCCGGACAAAUGGUGGCGGCUCCAUUGCAGGAGAAUAGUACACAGUAUGCAAGAGCCGUUUUGAAGAGUUAUAAGAACAUGCGCAGCACAGGUGAUGUUUUGUGGAUUGUUUUCUUCCUGGAUUACGGUCACACCGCAGUUUUGGGAGAGUCUGCUUUCAGAUGUUUAGAUGGGCCGCUUGAAUAUCUGAAGGAGAUUCCACAGCGCGUAUUUGAAGCUUCCCUAACAGAAACCCAACCUUCAGCUGUAAUUUCACCACAAGGUAUUUGGACUGCUGAGACGAUCAAUCGUUUCAAAGAAAUGACGCUUGGAAAGAUUUUCAUUUGCGAAAUCUAUUCGGUUGUUAAUAAUGUUGCAAGUGUUUUUUUGAGAAAGGGUGACGAACUUCCAAUAAAUUCCGAACUGGUUCGAUUGAAGUACGCGCAAUAUUCGGAGGAGAGCUAUAUUUCAAAGCUUGACCAUGACGCUCGUGAACGGAAGCAGCGUGAAAUGUCGCUCGAUGAAAACAUGCGAAUGGAAGUCUAUCGCUUAGCGGAAACCACCCAGAAUGUGUACGAGGACGAGGACUUGGAAGAUGUCAAUCCACCAGAAGAUAAAUUACGCUGUAAAGUUAGCUUGUCUGGUCCACAUAGUCCCUUGGAGACAAGUGCUUCGUCUACAGUUCGAUCUGGUGUUAUGAAACCGGUAUCUAUCGAACCCGACUCAGUUAACUCUAUUCUACUAGAUUCCAACCCUCAAGAUACUCAUGAGAAGCUUCUGGUAGCUGGUUUCGUGAACGAACAAGGAAAUCGUCUAAUUCUCAGACAGACGAGUAUGAUGCCCAACAUUCCGGGCUUCGGUGCUUUGAUGGCAUUGAUUUUCUGCCCAACAUGUCAGUUGAAAAAAGAUGAGGAUGAAACGCGUGUCGUGAGUAUCCUUGCUGGGUUAGGUAUGGAUAAGUCGACUGGUGAAGCGUUGUAUCCAGAACACGACAUCGCUUUGACAUUGGACGUAGUUCUUACCGAUGAGGAUAUUUCACAGAUCAAUGCAUUGCGCUACACUAUUGACAGCAUUUUGCAUACCGACCACGACCAAACGAUGCCUAAGUUUAACAAUGUAUCUAUCGAAAAACUUAAGCUCAACAUAAAAGGCUUUAUUAUCAAGAUUUUAGAAGCCGAGAGAAAGUUUUUGGAUGUCCGUCAUGCGCCGAAUGAUUAUGCUUGGAAGCUUGACGUGAAUGCCGUUUCAAGCUCUUCAUCUAAAAAGCGCAAAGACGAUCUUAACAUUUAUAACAAUGCCAUAUAUCCACUGCACGAGCCGCUGAAUCUUCUGCCAGUUAAUGCGAGACAGAUUGAACAGAUGAAGAAGCAUUGCCGGGAACUGCACAAGCUUGCAUUAACUGAUAUUCAUCUUCCUCGACACGGUGUCACAUGUAUGAUGUGUAACACUGUAUUGGAGUCUCUGCCGCAACUGCGAAUUCAUCUUUACUCCAAGUUGCAUCGCGAUCGUGAAUCGCAAAUCAAGUUCCGCCAGUGAUUUUUAUUCUUAUCUUAUACGGUGUGGUAAGCCAGAUCGAUUCUGAACAUUUACACAGUUAUGAUAUUUUUUUUUUAUAAGUGUGAGCCAACACUGAUUACUGUUCUUAUGAUUUGUCAAACCUUUGCAGUUUAAGACGCUCCGUUCCUGAUGAACGUUCAGAAAGUUAUUUUAUCUUCAUUGUCCGCCUGUCGCGGAAACAACAAAAUUCAAAAACAUGCUAUUAAAUUACAAUAAAUGCGCUGACGUGCUGUCAUUACUUUGAA
Messenger RNA from Wyeomyia smithii (pitcher-plant mosquito), 4882 nucleotides. It is a transcript of the gene spn-E, whose product is annotated as probable ATP-dependent RNA helicase spindle-E. The record is from RefSeq and is a predicted model, not a curated record. Gene Ontology annotation, cellular component: intracellular anatomical structure. The transcript is spliced from 7 exons. Gene Ontology annotation, molecular function: RNA binding; ATP binding. Lineage: Eukaryota; Metazoa; Arthropoda; Insecta; Diptera; Culicidae. Bases 246 to 4616 code for a protein of 1456 amino acids.